Messenger RNA from Aureobasidium vineae, 1173 nucleotides. The record is from the annotation of a GenBank genome assembly. Lineage: Eukaryota; Fungi; Ascomycota; Dothideomycetes; Dothideales; Saccotheciaceae.
AUGCCGCCUCGUGUCGGACCUCGGGCGGGUCAAAUCGCCGGAUCUCAACAAUGCGUCAGAACGACUGGCAAUGCACGCCAAUCGGUAGCAAGCCAGCGCGACUUUUCGCAAUCAUCAGGCCAACAAUUCCACGCAACAUGCAAGAACGAUACACGUCUUCGCCGCAACAUGUUUUCCUGGUUGAACGGACCUGGUCGCGUGUUCCGUGAGCCUCUGCCUGGCUCGACCAACUACCUGGGUGCAUACGACCGAAGUGGAAACCUUAUGCGCCUGAGAGCUGGUGCAGAGCAAGAGAACGACCAAGAGAACAAGGUGGAUGUGUCCAAGCUCAAUGACGAGGAAAAGGCACAGUACGAGAAGGAGAAGGAGGAAAAGGCAGCAGAGGACCGAAACAGCCUUCCGAGAGAAAGAGCAUCCGAUCUCCGACCAUACCCGUUAAACAACGACUUCCGCAGUCAGAGCGUCCUGAGCGAGGAAUUGCGCGAGGAAAUCUACAAGAAGAUUGUCGAUGAGAAGGUUGAUCUGUCGACUGUCAGUGCUCUGUACGGUGUCGAUAUGCGCCGAGUUGCUGCCGUUGUCCGUCUGAAGACGAUUGAGCGAAACUGGGCCUCAGAGGGCAAGAAGUUGGCUACGCCAUACCACGACGCAAUCUUGCAGAUGGUGCCACAAACACGCUUCAACCGCAAGCUCCUCGAAGAUCCCAAGAAGAGCAUCACACACGAGUCGAUCAACGACCUUCCUGUUCAUCCUUACACACGCACACAAAUCUUCUACCCGACAUCUGAGUCUCGCCAAUUCACCCGCGCCGACGCAGCAAAGGUCUUCUCACCCACUCUUCUGCCAGCCGACGAGCGGAUACCUCUGUCAGAGUUGAUCGACAUUGAAAAGGACGCAAUCAACAACAUGCCGCGUGAGGAGCGCACAGCACGCAUCCGUGAGCGUACCGAGAAGAAGAUGCGCGCAAAGGAGGAGAAGGAACUCAAGAAGCGUGAAUGGGAGGAGAGAAAUGUCAAGGUGGUCAGCAACCAGCGCUGGAACUUCCGCUUCCAGAGCAUCAGCGUCGAAGAGGCCGGCAAGGACGGCCGCGGCAGAGGUGGUGUUGGAUGGAGAUACGGAAACCCUCAUCACGACCGCGAGAAGGGUGAGAUCAAGCUGCCUACCAGCGUCGAAUAG